This is a messenger RNA of Nothobranchius furzeri (turquoise killifish), 4812 nucleotides long. RefSeq names its product rhomboid domain containing 1 (gene rhbdd1). The record is from RefSeq and is a predicted model, not a curated record. Gene Ontology annotation, cellular component: membrane. Gene Ontology annotation, molecular function: serine-type endopeptidase activity. Lineage: Eukaryota; Metazoa; Chordata; Actinopteri; Cyprinodontiformes; Nothobranchiidae.
GUUGAGCGUUUCCUGGUCAACUCGAGAAGUUCUGAUGAAACAAGCAGAAACAAACGAGCUCUGCGGACGUUUAUCUGAGAGGUUUUAAGUGUUAAAGAGCAGCCAGACCUUCAUACUAGUUAAUGUGCGUUAGCAUUAGCAUUAGCCUCAGAACCAGGAAAGGCGUCCGCUCAUCAGAACCAUCGACAUAUAUAAAUAUCAGAACCAACAGUUUUUUCAGGAUGCAAAGCCGGCAGAGGAGGUCCCACCUGGGCCUGCUGUUCCUGGCCUCCCAGCUGUUCCAGGUGGGCCUGGACAACAUCCCCCCCGUCACUCUGGCUGUCCUGGCUCUGAACGUCUACCUGUUCCUGUUUCCAGUUGCUCCGCUUCUAAAGACUUGUGUAAGCGUCCAUCAGGUGUACCGGUUUAACGAAUGGAACCGACUCCUCCUGUCCCCCGUCCACCAUGCAGACGACUGGCACCUGUACUUCAACAUGGUGUCCUUCCUGUGGAAGGGCAGCCGGCUGGAGCGGCGGCUGGGCGGAGCCUGGUUCCUGUACGUGCUGUCCGUCUUCUCUCUGCUCAUCGGGUUGGUCUACCUUCUGAUGGAGGCGUUGCUCACCGCGCUCACCGAUGACCAGUCCUACAGCUUGUCGUGUGCGGUCGGAUUCUCAGGCGUCCUGUUUGCUCUGAAGGUGCUGAAUAACCAUUACCACCCUGGAGGUGUGACUUACGUGAUGGGUGUUCCUGUAGCUAACCGCUAUGCUAGCUGGGUGGAGCUGGUGCUGAUCCACAUCACGACGCCUGGGACCUCCUUUGCCGGUCACCUGGCAGGUAUCCUGGUGGGUCUGCUCUACACGUCUGGACCUCUGAAGACCAUCAUGAAGAGAUGUGCAGAGUUCGUCACGGCGAACGAUCAGCGCCCGUACCGGGGGGGUGGGUUCUUCAGGUCGUCCGGUACUCCAGGUGGUGGAGGCUCCGCAGGUAACUACAGAGCAGGUGAUGCAGCGUCUUACACAGGUGGGCUGACCGAGGAGGAGCAGCUGGAGGAGGCCAUCAGAAACAGCCUGAAUGACAGAAGACCAACUCACCAGAGAGAAGCUCCGCCUCCUCCUUAUGGCUUCAACCUGCCUCAGGAGGAGCUCAGGGCCAGGAGGCUGAGGUGGCUCUACACCUGAACGUGUGUGUGUGUGUGUGUGUGUGUGUGUGUGUGUGUGUGUGUGUGUGUGUGUGUGUGUGUGUGUGUGUGUGUGUGUGUGUGUGUGUGUGUGUGUGUGUGUGUGUGUGUUUAAAACAUUUUCCACCUGAUUGGUGCCAAACCGUCGUGCAGCCACGGACUCUGUCUAAUGUACGGCAACACAAGUGUCAUUUAUUUUGCUGUGUUUAUAAAUGUCGUUUCACGUGCUCUCUGGUCAUUCGCCUGUUCAUUUAAGACCCGCCUGAGCUUUGCUGUGAAACUUUGUCGUGAGACGUUCUUUAACCUCAUAACUAACAUUUCUAAUAAGUCAUGAAGUUUCAAAUCAGUGUUGAAGAAGUACUUGCUCUGAUUCCCAUGAUGCCCUGGGGCAUCACAGGAAGUAGGGCAGUUUAAUUUAGAGCUGAGGAACGCCACGAGCUUCUCGUCCUACGUGGAUUUAAUGCAACUCCGUUUCCGUGACAUGGAUCCUAAAAACGGGAGAAACGUUUUGGUUUGAGCUUCGAUGGGCUCUCAGAGCUGCAGCUCUGGGACCAUACUCCUGGAUCAGAGGCUGCAGAUGUUUGUCCCACCUGCUGAGACCCCCAUCGCCACACGCUGCUCUCAUCUUCACCCACUCUAGUUGAUCCAGCAUGAAGGUCAGUUUGCCAGCUUCGUCUCCUGGGACCAGGAAGUGUUCUGCUGCUGCAUAAAUGAAACGAGCCCGUGGUCGCCCGAGUUUGGAUCCUUUCUUCUCCAGAGUUCAGAGAUUAAUGCUCAAAUCCUGUGGGUGGGUGGGGGUGAAUGGCUGAAGCAGAGGCCCAGACUGGGAUUGGAAGAGAAACCAAAUAAGUGUUUUCCAGACUGUUUACCAGGAGGGUGCACGAGUGUUGUGAAAGUGAUGGACCAAGACGGUUAAUGUCGUGUGGUUGGUAAUAAGCCAAGCGGAUGGUGGCACCACAGCUCUUAACUUGUUCCUGGGUGCUGACUGUAGAGUAAUCAAUAGUUGGUGGGAUAUUUCUGGACUUUCACAAGGAUGAUUUAGUCCCCAUAAGAAGUACCUCUUUGUCUUUGAGUUGGAGGGAACCCGGUCCCUGAUUUCUGCAACACAGCCGAGGAGAGACGAUGGUGGAGGAAGGAGUGGCUGAGACGUAAAGCUGGGCGUCGGCAUAACCGUGGCAAUGAUCAAAGUAAGUGGGAUGUAGAUGGUGAAAGGUACGGAGCCAAGGACCGAGCCUUGUGGAACCCCAGGCGUGACGGGAAACGCUGCAAAAGCAGCUAUCAGAAUAAAGAGAAUUGCAACUAAACCUGAGCGCUGCUGCUGGAGAUGAUGGAGCGACCCGGUUUUAGUCCGACAGCCAAGAGUUGGAACUUCUUUAGCGUAAAACGAUGAAUUUGUGUCCAGGAUGAAUUUGUCUUAGGCUACAAACGGCUGCAGACCCACUCAGAAAUGGAACUGGAUCCCAGGAGCACGGCCGUUUGAACGUUCUCCUCAUUCAGCUGACCUUUCUCAAGCUUGACCUGACCCCUCGCUACGACCUGAUACGGUAACCAGAGUACUUUCACCCUUCAGCAAACAUCAGUUGGGAUCUACUUCCACAGUUCUUUCUUCGCUCGGCUGUCGUCUCGACUGCUGUCACACUAUCUCUCCUUCUUCCAUUUCUGCCCUUUGUUCUCCAGCAUCCCGGCGUGGUUUUCUCCACUGCUUCAGGAAUUUUUCUCCCUUUGAAUUUUGAUUCCUCCCCAGUGUCUCCUGCUCUCCUACCUUUUCUCCUUCAUCUCUGCCUCCUCGUGUGUUUGAUGCUCUUUCAGGUGUUUUUGUUUUCUCGCUCUGGGCUUGAUCUCCACACACUUCACACGCUUCCUCUGUCUUCCCUCCUUGCAUAAAUGCCCCUUGUCUUUCCUCACCAGUUAGUUGCCUGAAGAUCAGAGUUGGCACGUCUCACUGUGAGCUGCAGAGUUAUGGAGCUUCUUAAUUCACAGCAGCAAUCUAGGUGACCCAUUUCUGCACAGCUCACACAUUUUAACGCUGUGAAGCGAAGUGCGUUAAUUCCACGCUAUAACCUCCCCACUGCAGUGUGGAUCUCUGCUGCAGGUCUGUCAGGCGCGACUCCACUUGAAUAAAGCACAACACCUGCUUAUUUUGUUUCUGCAGGGCAGAACUGGACACAUCACAAGCAGUUUCAUCACGUUUUACAUGAUUUCCUGUCUCCAAACAGUUUCCCGUGUUCUAUGCUGUCCAGGAUUCAGCAGCAGUUCUUCCCUGAUGGAAAAUGGGUUAAGGUUUUAUUUGUGCUGUUCUAAAGCCAAAGGGGCUGGAAUGAAGGCGACUGGACUUGAAUCAGAUCCUGAAAUGUUUGAACUUCUGAUUUUAGAGGUCUGAUGGUUUUAACCCAACAACCUUUUUUAUGCAUCUUGUUUCUAUGAGACUUUCGUUUUCUCCACUCUGGAGCGUUGCAUGCAGGUUAUUUCAUCUUUAACCUGAGUCUGACUAAACUUUGUGUUUAAAGUCUCAUCUGAAGGCAUUCGAACAACUUCUCACUCCAGGAUGAUUUUUCAACCAAGACAUUUCUUACAUUCGUUUUUAAAGUUUAAAGCGUUUAAACACUGAAAAAAAAAAUCUGUGCUCUUGACAUAAAAAAAUUAUAGACAGUGGUUCCACAAAACAAAGUUAAGUCCCAUUAACAUGGCACUUUAAUGUUUGUUGAAAUACUUUUAUUCAAGUGUAAUUAGUAUGACUUUUUAACAUCCAUAAAAUAAAGUAUUUUUAGGUUUAUUUAGCAUGAAAUAUUCAUGUUUCGAAGCAUAUUUUUUAUAUGGGAGGAACCUGAUUUUUUUAAGUUUAUAAAAUGAAUCAUUUUUAGGUUUGAUCAACAUGAGAUUUUUCAUGUUUGAUAGAUAUUUUUAAGUGUGAGAAAUAUGAUUUUUUCAACUUCAUAAUACAAAGAUUUUUUAUGUUAAAAAACACAAUUUUCAGCUAUCUUACACAAACCACAUUUUGUAUUGAUAGGAUAAUCAAUAACAAAGUACAUGAUUAAUCAUCUGCACAAUUGUUUUAUUUGAAUUUACAAAUACGAUUCCAUACUUGUGGUACAAUUAAAGAAACAUAACUCCACUGCAUUCAACAGUAUUGUGAGUUUAAAAAUUUGCUUUACAAUCACAAACUGAGUUUACAGAAUGAUGUAAAAAAACAACCAAAUUUAAACAUUUGUCUCUGUAGCCAAAAGCAGAGUACUCCCACAACCUGGUAGUUAUUGAUAUUAAAAGUGGAUACUGGAAACUUUACUCCGGAACUCGAAUAAACAUACCCACUCAUGAACAGUUUAAAUUACACACAGCAAACUGAAAUCUUAAUCUAUUACUUCUGAUUAUCAAGAACACUUUAUAUUCAAGAAUACCUUAGGAAAAAAAAUCUCAUUUUUUUAAUUAACGCUAUCCAAACAAAAUUGGCCUUUAUUUGGCUAAAUUGGACAACUAUCCAAAUCACAGAGGACUAUUUGGUCUUACCCUUUGUGCAAAUACUUCCUUCAUAAAAAACAUGAACUAACUGAUUAGUCACAAAAGGGGCUCAUUUUCACAAGUCACACCAAAGUUUCAUUACUGGCAAACCUUCUGAAUUGAGAAAUUACUUACAAAAAAAAAAAACCUGUCAACAGGAA